Messenger RNA from Ricinus communis (castor bean), 1499 nucleotides. RefSeq names its product LOB domain-containing protein 29. The transcript has 2 exons. NCBI's taxonomy places the organism in Eukaryota, Viridiplantae, Streptophyta, Magnoliopsida, Malpighiales, Euphorbiaceae. Bases 524 to 1201 code for a protein of 225 amino acids. Gene Ontology annotation, cellular component: nucleus. Gene Ontology annotation, biological process: positive regulation of DNA-templated transcription; hormone-mediated signaling pathway. The record is from RefSeq and is a predicted model, not a curated record.
AAGAGGUCUUUUAGUAUCAGCAUAGGCCAAUGUUUCACUCUAGUUUUAUAUAAAUCCUGUGUUUCAAAAGAGAUGCUAUACAAAAUAUACCAAAACUGAAAAAUGCAGCUGCAGUUAUCAGUACAAGUACAUUUAAUAAAGGAGUUCUAGACAAGAAAAUAUUGAGCUAUAAUAAAUCUAAUUAUCAAGCAAAUAGAAAUGGGUUUGGUUUGUGCUAGGCUCUUUUGUCGUAUAAGAUGUUAAAAGGAAUCUCAAUUUCAGAAUAUUUAAAAAAAAUAAAAAUUAAGAUGGUAUAAGGGUGGAAGAGAGUUUUGUAAUGAAUAAAAAAUAAAAUUUGUAGCCCAUUAAGGGAACAAAUUGUUAUUAAUUAUUCAUUAUUAAAUGAUCCACCUCUCUCCUCCUUAAGUGUUUAUAAGCAAGGUGAUUAUGCUUGAACAAAGGUGAGAACAAACACAAGAAAAUUAAACAAGAAAAACAUCAAAAACCGAAAAGAGAAAAGAGAGAAAUUGAUAAACAUUUCAGGAUGACUGGUUCUGGUUCUCCUUGUGGAGCUUGCAAGUUCUUGAGAAGAAAAUGUGUUAGAGGUUGUGUUUUUGCACCUUAUUUCUGUCAUGAACAAGGUGCUACACAUUUUGCAGCUAUUCAUAAGGUUUUUGGUGCAAGCAAUGUAUCAAAGUUGCUUGCUCAUCUUCCUGUAAGUGAUCGAUGCGAAGCUGCUGUUACAAUUUCUUAUGAAGCUCAAGCUAGGCUUCAAGAUCCCAUUUAUGGCUGUGUCUCCCACAUUUUUGCUCUUCAACAACAGGUUAUGAAUCUACAAGCGCAACUUGCUUCUCUUAAGGAACAAGCAGCUCAAACUUUGAUUAAUGGCUCUGCCACAGCAAACCCUAAUGACAAGUACUAUGGAAAACCCUCUUCUCUACCACAAGAUCUUCAAAGCUGGUUUCAGUCAGAGAAUUCAAACACGAUUCCACAAUUCAACCCAAGCUUCACCACGGCCGGUGAAAAUGGUUUCUUGGAUCCGUACUCAAUGGGAAGUUAUGGAAGUUCUUCAACAACAGCAACUUCAUUUGAUAGCUUUGAGGAGGCAUCUUCUUCCUUUGACAUGCAAACAGACAACAAACAAUGGAAUACUAGUUAUCAUCACCAUCAAGAUCCUGACGAUCUUCGGUCGGUGGCCUUUGGCUACAUUCAGCACUCAUGAGAGAGAUAAAAUGACUGGUGAAGACAGACUUAUUACUGUCAAUUUUUGAAUUUCUACUAGACGCUGCAUACUUUGAAACAUGCACUUUUUGUUGCUAUAAAUAAAAAAGCUAGGAACCCUAGAAAAUGUUCAGGCAAAUCACAAACCCUAAAUUCCACAACCUGCCUACCUAUUUUCCCUUUCUUUAAUAUCUAGUGCAAUCUUGGAUAUUUGUAGAAUAACAGUAUUAUUAAUUCCAUUCUUGAUAAAAUUUCAGAAAAUCUAGUUUUCAUUCUUAUUUUUUCAGCUAAUUAUUCCU